This is a messenger RNA of Ctenopharyngodon idella (grass carp), 3500 nucleotides long. RefSeq names its product nuclear factor 7, brain-like. The transcript has 14 exons. Lineage: Eukaryota; Metazoa; Chordata; Actinopteri; Cypriniformes; Xenocyprididae. Gene Ontology annotation, molecular function: ubiquitin-protein transferase activity; zinc ion binding; protein binding. Gene Ontology annotation, biological process: protein ubiquitination. Bases 179 to 3109 code for a protein of 976 amino acids. The record is from RefSeq and is a predicted model, not a curated record.
GUAUCAAAGUGUCGCCUCUUGGGUUCUAAGCUCUUUGGAGAAAGUGAAAGUAACUUGAUCAACAACAAUAUGGACGCCUGAAACGAUCAACCUCUUUAAACAACAGAAUAUUUAUUGAGUCGUUCAGAGAGACUUGUGGACACAUCUGAUACUCACAGGCUUGAAGAGGGAAAGAACAAUGGAAGAAUCUUCACCAACAUCAACAAAAGCAAGACAAACCAGGAGAAACAGUAUUGAAAAAGUUCCUCCAUCGAUGUCAUCCUCCAGCGGUCCACUGACUGAGGAGCUUCAGUGCUCGAUAUGUCUGGACGUGUUCACUGAUCCAGUCAGCACUCCAUGUGGACACAACUUCUGCAAGACCUGUCUGAAUAAGUGCUGGGACAACAGCCAGACCUGCAACUGUCCAUACUGUAAAGAAACAUUCAAGAUCAGACCUGAUCUCAAGAUUAAUACCACACUCCGAGAGCUCGUAGAUCACUAUAAAAAGAAAAGUCCUGAAAGAAAACCUGAAGUUCUGAAAAAACCUGAAGUUCUGUGUGACGUCUGUGAGGAAAGAAAGCUGAAAGCCCUGAAGUCGUGUCUGGGGUGUCAGAGCUCUUACUGUGAAACUCACCUGGAGCCUCAUUUGAGAGUGGCAGGUUUAAAGAAACACAAACUGAUCAAUCCUGUGAGGAAUCUGGAGGACUAUAUAUGUCAGAAACAUGAGAGACCUCUGGAGCUGUUCUGUAGAGAUGAUCAGACAUGUGUGUGUCCGAUGUGUGCUGUGAAAGACCACAAGAACCACAACACUGUUCCUAUAGAAGAGGAGAGUGAAGAGAAGAAGACUCAACUGAUGAAGACACAGAAAGACGUGCAGCAGAUGAUCCAGGACAGAAUCAAGAAGAUUCAAGAUGUCAAACACUCAGCAGAAGUCAGAAAAAGAAACACAGAGAAGGAGAAAGCAGCCCGUGUCGAGCUCUUCACUGAUCUCAUCCGCUCCAUUGAGAGAUGUCAGACUGAACUGCUGGAGAUGAUGGAGGAGCAGCAGAAAGCAGCAGAGAAACAGGAGGAAGAGCUCAUUGAAGAGCUGGAGCAGGAGAUCACUGAGCUAAAGAUGAGAAACACUGAGCUGGAGCAGCUCUCACACACUGAAGAUCACCUCCACCUCCUACAGAUUUACUCAUCCCUGUGCAGCUCUAGAAACACCAGGAACUGGUCUGAGAUCAGUGUGAAGACUGAUGAGAGUCUGGAGACUCUGAGGAGAGCUCUGACUCAACUGCAGGACACUCUACAGGAGAAACUCACACUAACUGGGUGGAAUUCUGCUGCAGGUGGAUCCAGAUCUGUUCCUGUUCUCUGCGUUGAACCCACAAGUCAAACUCCUCGUCGCUGGAACUGUCUGUUCUGUCAUGGCUUGAAGAGGGAAAAAACAAUGGCAGAAUCUUCACCAACAUCAACAAAAGCAAGACAAACCAGGAGAAAGAGUAUUGACUCUUGUCCUCCAUAUAUGUCAUCCUCCAGCGGUCCACUGACUGAGGAGCUUCAGUGCUCGAUAUGUCUGGACGUGUUCACUGAUCCAGUCACCACUCCAUGUGGACACAACUUCUGCAAGACCUGUCUGAAUAAGUGCUGGGACAACAGCCAGACCUGCAACUGUCCAUACUGUAAAGAAACAUUCAAGAUCAGACCUGAUCUCAAGAUUAAUACCACACUCCGAGAAGUUGUAGAUCACUAUAAAAAGAAAAGUCCUGAAAGAAAAACUGAAGUUCUGAAAAAAACUGAAGUUCUGAAAAAAACUGAAGUUCUGUGUGACUUCUGUGAGGAAAGAAAGCUGAAAGCCCUGAAGUCGUGUCUGGUGUGUCAGAGCUCUUACUGUGAAACUCACCUGGAGCCUCAUUUGAGAGUGGCAGGUUUAAAGAAACACAAACUGAUCAAUCCUGUGAGGAAUCUGGAGGACUAUAUAUGUCAGAAACAUGAGAGACCUCUGGAGCUGUUCUGUAGAGAUGAUCAGACAUGUGUGUGUCUGUUCUGUACUGAAGGACUUCACAAGAACCACAACACUGUUUCUUUAGAAGAGGAGAGUCAAGAGAAGAAGACUCAACUGAUGAAGACACAGAAAGACGUGCAGCAGAUGAUCCAGGACAGAAUCAAGAAGAUUCAAGAUGUCAAACACUCAGCAGAAGUCAGAAAAAGAAACACAGAGAAGGAGAAAGCAGCCCGUGUCGAGCUCUUCACUGAUCUCAUCCGCUCCAUUGAGAGAUGUCAGACUGAACUGCUGGAGAUGAUGGAGGAGCAGCAGAAAGCAGCAGAGAAACAGGAGGAAGAGCUCAUUGAAGAGCUGGAGCAGGAGAUCACUGAGCUAAAGAUGAGAAACACUGAGCUGGAGCAGCUCUCACACACUGAAGAUCACCUCCACCUCCUACAGAUUUACUCAUCCCUGUGCAGCUCUAGAAACACCAGGAACUGGUCUGAGAUCAGUGUGAAGACUGAUGAGAGUCUGGAGACUCUGAGGAGAGCUCUGACUCAACUGAAGGACACUCUACAGGAGAAACUCACACUAACUGAUCUGAAGAGGAUGCAGCAGUAUGAAGUGGAUGUGACACUGGAUCCUGAUACAGCUCAUCCAAACCUCAUCCUGUCUGAUGAUGGAAAACAAGUGAGAUGUGGAGACAUUAGACAGAAACUCCCAGACAAACCAGAGAGAUUUGAUAGAUAUGCAAUUGUCCUGGGAAAGGAGGGAUUCUCCUCAGGGAGAUUUUAUUUUGAGGUGCAGGUGAAGGGAAAGACUGAAUGGACUUUAGGAGUGGUCAGAGAAUCCAUUGACAGGAAGGGAGAGUUUACACUGACUCCCAGUAAUGGAUACUGGACUGUGGCUCUGAGGAAUGGGAAUGAAUAUAAAGCCGGUGCUGGUCCCUCUGUCUCUCUGUCUCUGAGAGUGAAGCCGCAGCGGGUCGGUGUGUUUGUGGAUUAUGAGGAGGGUCUGGUCUCCUUUUAUGAUGUGGAGUCCAGCUCUCAUAUCUACUCUUUCACUGGUCAGUCUUUCACUGACAAACUCUAUCCAUAUUUUAGCCCGUGCCUUAAUGAUGGAGGUAAAAACUCAACUCCACUGAUCAUCACACCUGUCAAAUAAAAUAAAUGAAUUUACACCCCAAUAUGAAAUAUGAGAUGAAAGUUAUGAUCUUAUUAAUUAAAUAUGAAAACAUUAUCUGCUAUUUUUUAAUUUUUUGUUUUAAUUUAUGUAAAAGAAUAAUGCUUGUUCAAUAAAUGAUUUUUUUCCCAUAAAUAUUUGUUUUAUAAUUUCAUGCCAUUUUUUCUCCCAUCUCUAUGUGACAAAGUGAAACUAAAAUCUUUACAUAAAAACAAACUAUAGUAACAGUGUUUCUCAGCACGUUUGAGCUUCCACAAGAACCAAUGAGGAAAUUGUUCUCGAGUCAAAGCAAGUACAGUUAAGCUUUUAUGUUCACUGAUCAAUGUUUAUAUGUGAAUAAGAGCUUAAAAUAAAUCUGUUCAUUAUAAAGCAA